UAAACUGGGAGUUUGGACACUGUCAGAGAUAAUGGUGGGCUGAGAUGACAACAUGAUAUUCUUGUUCCUUGCUUUAGAUAGGCAGGACUAGGCUCUUAUCUUACAUUGAGUGAUUCAUGACUUUAUCGUCUUUCUUAUCUAUAAUUUUGACAUUUAUCUGCCGAGUUAUCAUAUUGGAAUUUGGUGUUUAAUGCCUCGUAUGUGGGCAGCCCGAUUUUGGAGUGUUCACUUAGGAGUUAGGACAUCAGUAACUUGUUCUUUGAAGAUAUGUAGUUUCUUAAAACCAAGUUUAGAAUUAUAUUUGGUAAUGUCAUACAUAAAUUAGGCUUUUAUUAUCCACAGAUUUGAUUGCUUUAUCAUUUGCAGCUCUGUCAUUUUGCUACUUGCCAUGUUUAUUAACUUUUCACUGUUGUUCUUGUUAUUAUGAAGGGGUCAACUCAUUUUCCUUAGAGUCAUGAAUUUAAUUUUUCAAUUUGCUAGUUCUUCUAAGGAGCUAUCUAUGAUAGGAACAACUUGAGAGUAACGAGCAAUUGAGUUUUGGGGAAUGAUACUUAUGAAUGCUAAUUAGUGCUUUUAUGGUUCUUCUAUUGUUAUUGAUUGUGAGGUAAAUUAGAGUUUUGAAAGGGAGAUUCUAAGGUUUUGGGGCAUAGAUUGAGAUCUAUUUUGUAUGAAAUUGUUUGCAAAAAGUAAAGCGAAGAUGAGGGAAAAUUUUUUAAACUUUGCACGUGGAAAUGUCUCAGACUUCAUGCCCAUGGUUGGGGCCUUAUCACAACUAAGUUAUGGCUGUUUGCACAAUCCUAAAUAGGGAUAAAAGCUCUAAAAUUUUGUAAAAUUGAAUGUUAACUUUAGCAUUCAUAUUUGCUAAUUGCUAGGGGUUCAGUGAUUUCUAGUAACACUGGGUGUAACAAAAUUGAUCUGAGCAACACCAAAAUCAACAUGUUUAGUGUCUUGAUAGCUAGAAUCCCUUCCUCUUAUUUUCUAUGUUUCUGGCUGGUUCCCCUCAUCUCUUUAAGUUAAGAUUACUUAACCAAAAUGUCUUCUUUGGCUUCAUGUUUGGCUUCUUCAGGAAUUCUAUGUGAGUCAUUUUGGGGUGUACCUAAAAUUGUAACAUGGUGAAUGAUUGCUGAACUUUUUAAUUUGAAAAAUCAAGUUUGAGCUCAGGUACUUCGCUCUCAACUUUGAUACUUUCUCAAGAAAUCGGAAAGCAUUCUUUUUCAGCUUGUUUGUUUGGGAUAAGAAGGACGAUGUAUUUUGCACAUGGAUUUGGUUCUUUUCCAUUGUAGCCAUAAUGAGGUCCAUAAGCAACAUCCAACAAAAUCCAUGGGCACUUCUUGACAUUAUAUGAUGGUUUCAAUUCGCACAGUUAUAUGAUUUUGUAAUGAAUGCUCUUUACAAACAGCAUUCAUUUAUUCUCAAUUAUCUGAAAGGAAUCUCUUUACAAUCCCAAAUUGAAUAUGAGAUCAAAUUUAACUCUGGCCUGAUGCUUGAUCCAACGAAGGAAAAGGACAGAGAGAAGAAGCAUAAGAAGGAGAAGAAGAACAAAGAAAAGAGAGAAGGUAAAGAUAAAGAAAAAAGGGAAAAAGAUAGAAGUGAUGGAAAGCUUAGGGAUAAGAAAGAGAAAAAGGAUAAGCACAGAGGCAAAAAGGAGAGGGACAGAGAUAAGGAUAAAGACAAAAUUAGUGCCCCAGAUGCGAAGAGACUUCCAGGGCAAUCUGAACGUAACAUUGGAGAUAAAACCCCAGAUGAGAAGAAAAUUUCUGGGAAAUCUGAGAUUAAUAGUGGAGAAAUAUUCAUCCAAAAGGGAAAGGAAAGAGACUUAGACAGAAAAAGUAUCUCAGAUGAAAAGAAAUUUGCUGGGCAAUUUUCAGGUUACAGUGAGAGGGCCUCUCAGAACAGCCAUCUCACUGAGCAACCAAAGGAGUCUAAUUUUGUACAUGAGGUGAGCAGGAGGACAAGAGAUGAAGUCGGAGGAAUCGGAAAACAGUUGGUUGAGAACAUCAUUAGUGCGGAUGCUAGAAAGGAUGAGCGAAUGGUCAGAUUUGUGGCUAACACUACUGGGACUUUGGCCGAUAGCAAGGAAAAGAACAAGAGGGGUGAUGAGCAAGGAAUCAGGGAUGAGUCAAGAUUUUCUGGAAAGGCAAUAGCUUCUAUCCUUCCUGGAACUGUUCAGACUAAAAUUGAUAAAACACCAAUACGACUGGAGAAAGAUUUUGAGAAAAGGAUUGAAGGGAAAGAAACAAACAAACAAAAAGAAGGUGAUGAUCGACAUGGCGAUAAACAGAAGGAUAAAGAUAAGGGGAAAGGAGGCCAAGGGAAGGACAAAGAAAAGAAAAAGGAGGAGAAAGCAAAGAAGAAAAAUGAACAUAAAAUUCCAGAGCUGGAUAAAUUAAAAGAAAACAACAAGGUAGACCAUACAGCUAUCCAUAAUGCAAAAGCUUCUCAUCUUCCCAAGGAGAACACUAAGAGUGGUGUCACUGAGGGAAAUCCAAGGAAACGAAAGGACUCGGACACAAACGGAUUCUUUAAUGCUAAUGACAUUAAGCCCAGUAAGAUGCCAAGACCUACUUCCUCUCAUCCAUUGAUGGAAAAUGGAAAGAUAUUGGAAACUCCUCAAACUUCUAUUCCAUUGAUAUCUGAUAGGCAUAGGGCGGUCAAUAAUCUUAAGGUUGAUGGUAAAGAAUGCAAGAUAAAUGGUGUAAUAGAAGCUCAGGCAUCAUCUAUCGCCUCAGCAACACAGCCACUGUCCAUUCCUACAGCAAAGUCUUUGCUCACGACCGCACAGGCUGAUCAAAUAGCUAAAGUGUUUAGGAAACAACCCCAUCCUGAUACCAAGUAUCUAACUGAGGUGCUUACAGUGCCCAAAAUUGAAGAGUGGUGUGAUUUUGACGACCAAGAGUGGCUUUUUCAAGGUAGAGAUUCUCAAUCAAAGAAGCCCAAGAUGGGUUCUUUUGGGGUUGAUGAGGCACCCCAUGUAUGGUCAGAAGCUUUGCAGAUUGAAUCAGCUGAUGUCUGUGCUCUGCCAUAUGUAAUUCCAUACUGAUAGGUCAUUUUGUGGACUGUGGUUUACAUUUUGUUCGUCAGAUGUGGUGGACCAUCCAACACAGUACAACUGGGGGUUUGGAAUAGCAACAUUCGAAGCUUGGUCUAAUUAUUUGAUGAUCUUGAUGCUGCAUUCUUCUGAUUUCUGCUAUAUUGCAGUCUACAUUCUUUUGACUGCCUCAGUUUUGUAACAUUGCUGAAUGAAAAUGAUCUAUCAUGUGGUUCUGGCACGUCCCAAGAAAAGCUAUGAUCGGAGGGGCAGGUUUUACUUCUGCAUGCGGUACCAUUAAUUCAUUCAAAAUGGAAAUUUUCAUACAGGGAACUGAGUGGGGUUGCUUGGAAAAGGUUGAUGUAUAAGCUUGUGCAAUUUUAUUUUAUUUGCUUAAAGCUAAGAUCUUUCUAAUCGAGAAUGUUAAGAGAAACUAGCUGUGGUCUUUGCAGCUCCACCACAAUUUUGUUUUGUAAAAUACAACUCUUAUUUACAAGAAAUGUAAGAUAGAGGGGGGGAAAGAAAAAGAAAAAGUAGUCGCAUUCAUUUA
Messenger RNA from Hevea brasiliensis (rubber tree), 3578 nucleotides. RefSeq lists its product as uncharacterized. The record is from RefSeq and is a predicted model, not a curated record. The transcript has 3 exons. The coding region runs from base 1379 to 3040 and encodes 553 amino acids. NCBI's taxonomy places the organism in Eukaryota, Viridiplantae, Streptophyta, Magnoliopsida, Malpighiales, Euphorbiaceae.